AUGGCAGGACACUUGUGGAGACAGGUUAGAAUUCCAGUCAAAUCUACAGAACCAAACCAAAGCCUGAGCCAGUUCGUCAUGCCGCCAUACAGUGGUGAAGAAGAAACUCUGAUAAAACAUGUUGAAUAUCUAGACAAAGCCAGAACCAAAGUCUAUGACUAUGAAGUUAUAACGAGAGCAAAUGCAAAGCUCCAAAACGGAUUAACUGUAUUUACUGCCGCUGUGUUCAUUGUUGCACAAGUUGCCGGCAGCGGAGUCUUAGCCCUACCGGCUGCCAUCGUAGGAGCGGGUUGGACGGGAUUCGGUUUGCUUGUUCUUUGUUGGCUUGCGUCUGGUUAUUGUGGCACGAUCCUUGGAAGAUCCUGGGUGAUUCUUCGGGAAAGACAUGAUGAGUAUAAAAGUCAUGUACGGAAUCCUUACCCAGCUAUCGGAGAGAAGGCUUAUGGAAGAUGGGCUUCCUUGGCUGUAACCGUUUCCAUUAACCUCACGCUGAUAGGUAAGACAUUUUUAACACAAUUCUGACUUUAAGAUAUACCCACAUGUCUCGAACCGCAGGUCUGUGAACAAGAAAACAACAUUCAGAACAACCUUUCUUGCGACAACUGUUGCGAAACCAUAAACCAUUCCUCACAAUUACAGAUCAGAUCGUAACUAUCGGUGGGCAUUGCAAAAUCACAAGCGAUUAGUAAACACACAAAGUGGAUUUGGGUUUCAGAUCGCUGAAAGAUUGUUGGAAAAUUGUAGGAAACCUUCCAGCGAUCUAGACUACUCUGAUCAGUUUAAAAUUAGUUACGUGACGUGUUGAAUCUACUACACUGUGUGCUAUUAAACCCGGAGGCUCAGAAUUUUCUCACUUCCAGUGAAGUGUCAAAAAUUUAUAAGCGCAUGAAGUUUAAUUAUUUACAAGUUUCCUACAUACUCAUCUGACUAAAACGCAACAUCAUUACUUUUAUCACUCGUCAGUUCUCUGCUUCCUGUAGUCUUCUAUUUGUUCCGCUCUGGCUUUAUACUCAUUAAUGCUCUCGGUAAUACCGUGUGCCAGAUAUUUAAACAAAACAUAAACAUACAACUAAAAAUCAUACUGCCAAAAAAGAAACUGCGAACAGUGAACAAGAUAUUUUAAAUAUUUUCUUUUCUUUUAUUAAGUUAAUAACCAUGUCGUUUUUAUCUUUAUAGAUUCAUACAAUCAACAGUUACGUAACAAAAGCACGUAACGUAUUUCGAACUUGGUAAGACCCGUAAACAAGUUACUUCUCAGCGCGAACUCACGAGUGUCAGGAGACCAUAUUGGGAAUUCCAAUAUCGUUAUUCAUACCAAUACCAAUCAGCGAUUUUAAAUUUUAGUUAGAAGGAACAAUGGCACAACCAAAAUUCGCCGGGAUCGCUUUCCCUCCUCUCGCGUGUCUCGUGCUCGGCGAAAGAAGAUGGAGUUAAUGGAAAAUUAAAAAUAGUUGAAUUCCGCUUGCUCACUGAAUGCACAUGCACUUCGAUUCUUCCCUCAAAGGUUACAAUGCUCAUGUAAAGUUCAUAGUGCACACAAGUCAUGUGAUAGCAAAUCAGGUUCUGACAUUUUCCCUUUGCCUAUUGCAUUUUCUGUCGACGUGCUUUUAGGGGGCGGUGUACACAGGCUACUCAGAGACCAGACUAUAUUCAACCCGUCGCUUAAAUCUUAGAAAUGCACAGGAUACCCACUCCUAUACAGUAGUAUCAUUUAUGAGAGAUUUUCUCUCUCUCCCUCAAGGUGUCGCCGUGGUAUUUAUGAUCCUGGCCGCUGGAAACUUGUCAAAUCUCAUUGAACUGCCCGUUGACUACGCGAGUAAAACAGACGAGUUGCGGAUAUGGCUUGUUAUCUGCUUCGCAGUUCUUCUUCCUUGCUCCUGGCUCGGCACGCCCAAAGAAUUCUGGGGGAUAGCGGUGGGCGCUAGUUUGGCAACUGCCGUGGCAUGUUUAAUGAUCUGUGUGUGUAUUGCUUUGGAUAUGCCAACCGACUUGAAAAGUGUGCAACAGCCGACUCUUGAUUUUGAGUUUUUUUUUUUCAGGUAUGUUAAUGAACAAAUCGAAUUAAUAAUAUCUGCAUUUUCACUGAUAUAAAAUUUAACAUGUGGCUUCAAUAUCUAGUUGGUUUAAGUCCUCAGAUUAACAAAAGCAAACAUAUUUCUUCAUUUCGAAUCAACUCUCUGUCCCGGUUAAGUUGAGAGCGCUGCAGGACUUUUUAUUUUAGGCAGGACAGAAUACUGCCUGAUGACCGACGUGUAUUUUAUGCAGUAGAAAACCAGAGUUGAUCGUUUACCCAAGCCUCCAAACUUGUGCAAGUGACGCAUAAGAUGUUGAUUCUUGCAAGCCAGUAUGACCUCUAGUUCAUGCAGCAGUUCGUCGCUCUACGUACCUAACCAGAGCUUAGCUUGUGGCGGUUGACACAUGCCUGUAAUCCCGCCAAGACGGACCAGUGUGCAAGCCCACAGCGCCAGCAGACGAAGGGGAGCUAAGGGAGUUUUCUUCUUUCCCUCGUCUUACCCUCAGUAUUCGACUGCGUCUCAUUUUUCGGCUGGAUAACGCCUCUAGCUCAUGCAGACUAUAUCUAAGGACCUAUAAACCAAGCAGUGAGCGUUGCGCUGGCUUUAGUCUAAGUAACGCCUUUCAUGUGUCGGACUCGCAAUCCGCGGUCCCGGGUUCGAGUCCCGUUCCUGGCCACUUGCUGGAUUUGUUCUAGGUUUUCACUGAUUAAAUCCUCGACCAAGCUUUUAAACAGCUAACUGGUUGCCUCCUGCCAGGUGGGAUUUUUAAUCCUGUUGUGUUAUAUUUGAAAUAUUUGUAUGUUAUUUUACAGCGUUUGGCAAGAUCCUAUUCUCGUUCGGUGGUGUUUCGAUUUUUCCAACAAUUCAAACGGACAUGAAGAAAGCGUCCAGGUUUCCACUGUCCGUCUUCUGGGCAUACAUCAGCGUCUUGGCCAUGUAUUUACCAGUGUCAGUGCUUGGAUUUGUUACGUAUGGCAGGGACAUAACUCCUAAUAUUCUUGACAGCGUGGGGCGUGAUGAAAACAACAAUGUAGCGACCAUAUUGCAGGUUGUACUGGUAUUAGUAUCACUUCAGUUACUUGUUAGCUGCGUUAUUACACUUAAUCCUGUAUCACAACAGCUGGAAGAGCUCUGCAAUGUACCAAGAAGUGAGUAGAGUUAUAAAACACCGUAUUUACUAGAAUAAGCGCUGCGGCGCUUAUUAAAUUUCACGCUUCAAGUGCAGCGCUUAUUUGAGGGCGGCGUUUAUUCGAAAGUUGGACAAGACCAAUAAUUGUAUUAACCUCGGAAUUAUUAUUUUCCGUAUUAACCCAUUCGCCCACGAGCCGCCCACAACCGCCCGUACGGAUCCAUGCCUUUUCUAUCGCUUGUGACGUCAUCAUUUUUAAUGGUCGAGGACACCUUUGUAGCAAAAUUGUGCAGAGUGAACAGAUCUUUCAACCAAUACCGGAAUGAGCACAAUUCAGUCAAGAAAAAUGGAGAAAAAGGCAAAAAACCAUGAAACAUUGACCUGAAAAUUUCCAUGAAAAUCUUGUUCCACUACCCACCCACCUUUCCUUUCAUCUAUUCAGAUCCUAAAAGCCUUCCUAAAAACUUUUCCCACCAAAAUGAAGGCUACUAAAUGCCCAGCAAAAGAAAGAAAAAUGAGGCAAGAAAAGAGAAAAAAUAGGGGAGGAGAGAAAGCGAAAAGUAAAAGUCAAGUGUCGGUCUGGGGACGAGAUUGAAGUUAAUAUUUUGCAUCUGGAUCAGAAGGCCGCAAAGUGCACGUCAGUGACCAGAAAACCGCUCGACUAGCCUUAAAAUGUGUUUUUCGGCUAAAUUUCCGUGGGCAAAUGUGUUAAAGUAACAUAAGGGCAAAGGCGGUUCUUCAUGGGAGGCGCUUAUUAGAGUAAAUACGUACUACUAGUACUUUCACAUUGUCUUAUGAACUAGUCAAUUCAAAACUUCAACUUUUUCCCCUCUUCCCCUUUGGGCAACCCACAGGGUAUUUGAUCUUUUGAGUGGCGGGCCAAAUAAUGUUGAAAUACCCCAAUUUAUGAAGAGAAUAGAGAAGACAAGUCGUUACGUCACGUUGCCAGGGUAAUAAAAUUUCUGGAUGACAACAAACCAAAAACGUCACUUAAAAGUACAAACAUUAAUCACAAAGGAUUGCAAACGAAUAUGCCGAAGAACGUAGGAUCUAUAAAGACCUGAUCAGCAAAAAUGAAGAGUAGACAUAUUAGAUUCUGCAAGCAGAAUGCUGCAAUGCUGAUCGUAUUACGUGAACAUUAACUCUGCAAGACAUCAACAGGACACCGACAGAACUCAAAACAGAGCGGGGUUGUAGCCAUAGACAGCUGUUUCGCCCUCUUUGGGGCUCGUCAGUAUGGCGUAACAACCAGAGAAAGCUCUGAUGAAAAAUAUCCGCGCACUCUGAUUUAAGCCCUAACCUAGAACUUUCAACACCCACAGAAUCACGCCAUGCCACUUGUCUUUUUUUUUUUUAGAGGGGAGAGGGGGGGCAAGAGUCCAAGUGUCAAGUUGAUGUCUCGCAGAGAAAAUAAAGAAUUGGCCAAAAGUGAAUUCACACUGUUUCAAAAUUCUUCGAUCUGAUUCAAUUUCAUUUAAUUUGUGAAAUGCUGGCGAAAUUUUCUGAGGUUGAAUCGAAAAGGGUCGUAUCUAAGUUCAGAAAAAGAAAAAGAAAAUUUUGUGUCGUGUUUAUCUACUCCAUAAAGCGAGCGCGUGAAAUUAGAAGUUUCAUGUCGCAGUCGUGCAACGAUGGCUAAGAAAUGUACAAAAAAGCGUGAUGCACGUGCAAAAUUAUUGUUUUAAUAAUCUAAACCGAUUGCUUUUUCGCCAUUCUCGUUGCCGUCGCCAUCGUCGUUGUUGCGAUCCAGAAAUUUUGGUACCAUGGUAAUGUGACGUCACACUUCUCUUCUCUAUAGGCCCUCAAAUCCUCUUAUUCCCGUGACGGAGAAAUUCAAUAAAUAUUCAACAGAAUAUUUACCUUGUUUUUUAUUUAACAGGGAAGAAGGCAUCCUCCAAAUGCUCCAUCCCUGCCCUGAUUUUUUAUGGGUUAUUCUCGUAUUAUUCUAGGCUCAUAAAUAGGCUCAAAUUCCCCACCUCAAACAUAACCACUAUUCUCGAAUCCCCGCCCCUCCUUUGCAUACCAGGCCCCAGUUGUUUAAAAGGUGGAUAACCCUAUCCACUGGCUAAAUCUAUCUCAAAUGGAUAGCACAAUUAUUUGUCCUACUACUUAACCGCUAGCCUGCGUAGCAGGUGUUUGGAAGUAGUGGGCACGAGAAAAAACGGGCGCGCGAGAAGGAGACACGCAGGCGCUCCCUCACCCCUCGCGUGUCUCCCUCGCGCGCGCCCGUUCUCUCUUUCGCCCACUACUUCCAAGUCCAAGACCCUUUCGCUCGUGAUUAGGGUUUCGUUAUGUUUAGGUUUGAAGAUCAAGGUUAAUCCGUCUUUGUCUCAACAGGUUUUUAAGUGUUAUUACCUUUUCUAAAAUGUUUUUUUUCGACAUAAGUGUCAUUUAUCUUGUGGUUUAAGUUCGAUUGUCAUCUCUUGAAGUGGGUUUGUUUGCGAUUAUAGCUGACCUUGAUUGUUACCCACAUCGGAGUUCCUGUUUGGGUUUAAGGUAGAGCCUCUUGGGUUGUCAAGCUUUUAUUGGUUUUCUAGAUCUUGUUCUUGAUUUGUUCAACCUUAUGGGUUUUGUAUUCACAUACUUUGGUGAUCAACGGGAAAUUCGCGGGCUAGCUUGUCUAAUUUACCGAGCAGGUAGUUACAUUACUAGCAUUAGUAAUGUGGCCUUUUGAUUAUGGCAUUACUAGCUAAGUGUCCAAGGCAUUAUACAAUCUGUGUUUAACUUGAUAGUGGACAUCCUUACGGACAUCCAUGAUAUGGUCAACUGACAGCUGUCAAAAAGGGUAUCUGCUGAACAGUGUCACAGACUGCAUAGGGGGGCUCAAGUGUACAACUCAUUGAGGUGACCUGUUUUUAAAAAAUAUCCGCUGACCAGUUAUUGGUUUUAAUUGAUCGCAGGCUCAGGUCCAUAAUGAAAAGGCCACAUAAUAAAUAACUUAUUAACCUCGUCCGUUCGUUCAUUACAGGGAAAUCUCAGACCUCGGCCUUGAUAUAUUGACCUCGCUUUCGCUCGGUCAAUACAUCAAGGCAUACAUUUGAGAUUUCCCCGUAAUGACCUCGCUCUCGGUUAAUAAUCAGGUCUUGCGGUAGCUCUCUAUUUUUAACCAAGCUUCCAGAGAGGUAAACUCGCUAACCUAAACUAUUUUCUCUCUCUCUUUUUUUCACUCCAACAGAGUUCUGCUUCCAGCGAUGCAUCCUUCGUACAGUUCUCUUGUGUUUCAUCCUCGGUAUUGGCGAACUGAUUCCCAAGUUUGGUCCCAUCUUAUCUCUCAUUGGAGGCUCCACAGUGACAGCCUUAACAUUUGUGUUUCCUUGUCUGUUUUACUUAAGAAUCGCACCCAACGUUCCACUCCACGUCAAAGCUUUCCUAUGUGAAAUCAUGACUGUAGGAAUUUUUGGCGGCCUUGGAUCUACCUACUCGGCGAUAAAUGAAAUCAGACAAGUGUUUAUACAAUGAAACAUUCUCAAUUUCGUUUGAAAACUUUUCAGGAGAUAAACAACUCACACUCUAUACGUAGAAAGCAUUUAGUGUGGCAGUGCUUAAUAGUGAAUCUUAUAGUUAGUACUUCAUUUUCGCCCUCUCAGGGUGAUAUUUGCUACUGGUAUCGACAAAAUAUCAGCAAAACUUAAUCAAAGUCAGUCGCCUGUUCGGUCAUAUUGUCUUUCGUCUUUGAAUAACAAAGAUGUUUAAUCAGUCUUUUAGAACUGGUCAAGAGCCAUAAUGGCAUAAGAGCCCAUUAUGGCUCUUGAACCGGCAGUAUAUUUCCCAACGACUUAAAACUUGCUCGGAAAUCAUCAAUGUUUAAUCUAGGUUUGAAAUCAGACUCUGAAAACCCCAGAU
Messenger RNA from Porites lobata, 6984 nucleotides. The record is from the annotation of a GenBank genome assembly. Lineage: Eukaryota; Metazoa; Cnidaria; Anthozoa; Scleractinia; Poritidae.